Molecule: messenger RNA, 550 nt
Organism: Racocetra persica
Lineage: Eukaryota; Fungi; Glomeromycota; Glomeromycetes; Diversisporales; Gigasporaceae
Source: the annotation of a GenBank genome assembly
AAUUUCACAUCACCUUGAAGCUAAUAUUGAAUUUGCUCUACCUUCCAAUAAGCGUGUUAUUAAUCUAUUGCUUGUAGUAGGAUAUCAUAUAGAUAACAGAAUUUUACAUCACUUUAAAGCUAAUAUUGAAUUUGCUCUACUUUCUAAUGAACAUAUUAUUAAUCUAUUGCUUGUAGUCAAAUAUAUUAAUAAAGCCAACAUGUUUGAAGAUGAUGAAUCUGGUAUUUUCUCUGUAGUUAAAAAUGUUAAAGAUUAUAUAUUUGAAGGUGAUGAAUUCGGUAUUUUCUUUGUAGUUAAAAAUGUUGAAGAUUGUGUAUUUGAAGGUAAUAAUCUUAAUAAAAGUGAUAUGUCUAAGGGUGGUGAAACCAGUAUUUCUUCUGUAAUUAAAAAUAUUGAAAGUGAAGAUUUUUUUAGAGGCAAUGAUCCUGAAAAUAAUAGUGAAAAUUCAGAAAAUAAGCCUAAAGACAAUCCUUUGAAAAAGAUAUAUACUAGACAAAUGUUUACUUCUUUUGAAGUACUUGAGCAAUAUUUGAAACAGUAUUCUAAUUGA